UCCAAACUCCUGCCUUCAGGGACCGCCAUGGCUGUCACGGCCAUUACUUCUCAUACGAAAAGCUUCAUCCAUAAACUCUCACGUUCCAUUGAAUCUAUUCCCACCCUCGUCGCCUCUCUCUAUCGAUUUCUACUUUUUCAGGCUAACCCAUUCUGGAUCCAGUCCUGCUACUUCUUCUCUUUGUCUAUGGCUGGUUUCUUACUUCUAAAGAUACUGCCUCUGAGAGACGUAACGAGUAAGCCUACCAACGUCGACCUGCUCUUCAUGUCGGCGUCAGCUAACACUGUCUCAAGCAUGGAUGCCAUGGAGAUGGAGGUGUUCUCCAACUACCAGCUCGGAGUUCUAACUCUUCUAAUGGUGACUGGAGGAGAGGUUUUCGUUUCCCUGCUUGGUCUCCACUUCGCAAAGAUCAAGUCCCAGAAGAAGGAUUCUUCACUCGAUGCAUCUGGCAUGGAACUCGCGACUCUCUCCGAUGAAGCUGAGCUCGGACACCAGAAACCCGACCUGAUGCCUCCCGACAUGACAGUACUGGACAUGAAAUCUAGCUCUAGAAAGCACCUGUUCUUUGUGGUGUUGGGCUAUCUCAUAGUAGCUCACGUGGUUGGUUUCUUGCUCAUCCUUGUUUACCUGCGACUUGUCCCAGAUGCCGGAACUGUGCUUGACCGAAAGGGUAUCAAUGCGUCCAUGUUUUCCAUAUUUACGACGGUCUCUACCUUCGCCAACUGCGGCUUCGUGCUCACCAAUGAGAAUAUGGUGGUGUUUAGGACUUGUUCUGGCCUCCUACUGAUAGUUAUAGUGCAAGCACUCGUCGGAAACACGAUGUACGCCUCGAGCUUGAGGGCAGUCAUCUGGCUCUUGAAGAAGCUCACCAAGCGGCAGGAGUACGAUUACCUGCUAAAUAACUACGGGGAGAUGGGUUAUGAUCACUUGCUUCCUGGCCCUCAUGCAUUGUACUUGGCAAUCACCGUGGCGGGGCUUGUGCUGCUACAACUCAUACUGUUCUGCUGCAUGGAGUGGACGUCCGACAGCAUAACUGGGCUGAGCACGUAUCAGAAGAUCGUCGGUGCCGUGUUCAUGUCAGUGAACUCACGCUACGCCGGAGAAUCCAUUGUUGACCUCUCAGCUAUCUCUCCGGCCAUCCUGGUGCUGUUUGUCGUGAUGAUGUAUCUUCCUCCGUAUACUUGUUUUCUGCCCAGAGAAGAUGACAGGCGGCUCCUCGAGGAUGGAGAAACAAGCAGGAGGACAACAGGCCUGGGUUUGAUCCUCUCACCACUGUCUUCUAUUGCCAUCUUCACCAUCAUCAUUUGCAUCACAGAGAGGAGGCAGAUGUCUCGAGACCCAUUGAACUUUAGCGUCCUCAACGUAGUUGUGGAGGUUGUAAGUGCAUACGGAACUGUGGGGUACACAACGGGCUACAGCUGCAAGCGGCAAGUGAAGGCGGACGUGCACUGCAAAGACGUGUCGGCUGGGUUCUCGGCGAAAUGGAGCAACAAAGGGAAGCUUGUGCUCAUUGCUGUCAUGUUCUUCGGCAGGUUGAAGAAGUUUAGCAUGGGAGGUGGCAAAUAUUGGCAGUUUAUAUAGUUGUUCCACUGCGUCUUCUUGUAUAAUUUGUCUCGAUCUCCAAGUCUGGUCUACAGUAUUGUGUCCGUAAUUUGGUCUUCCCAUGACUUUUGUUUUUGUGUAAGAUUGUUAUAUGUAUAAUAUAAUGUAUGUAGAUCUAGAAUGA
Molecule: messenger RNA, 1726 nt
Organism: Musa acuminata subsp. malaccensis (wild Malaysian banana)
Lineage: Eukaryota; Viridiplantae; Streptophyta; Magnoliopsida; Zingiberales; Musaceae
Product: cation transporter HKT1;5
Biological process (GO): monoatomic cation transport; transmembrane transport
Cellular component (GO): plasma membrane
Molecular function (GO): monoatomic cation transmembrane transporter activity
Source: RefSeq, a predicted model, not a curated record